CCAGGCAUUCUAGAAAGCCGCCGCGGCGCCGCCACCUCAGCACCAAUGAGGAGACUCGGUCCGGCUGCCCAGUCCAGUCCAGCCGACCAGGUAGACGACGAUGGAGACAACCUCAUCCCCUUUGCCAAGUGCUCGAGGGUGGUCAGCCGACCUGCGCCAAGCCGCCCGCCCGCCCGGAGCCUCACGCUGCUGCCCCAGCGGUACGGAGCCGUCUUCUGGGAGAGCCUUAGCCAAAGGCCCAGUCCCACCUGGACGGAAGAACAGAACGUUCCUUCCCUGCUGAGAGCCGGGUGCUCGCAGCCUCAGCCGGGCCUCUACUCCCUUGAGGGGCUCCCACCCCCUGAGGUGCUCUGCAGAAGGAAGAGGAGGAGGCCACCUUUGGCGGGAAUGCAGCAGGGACCUGCUGGCACCCCGGCCCAAGUGAGGGCUGUCACUUAUCACCUGGAGGACCUAAGGAGGCGGCAGAGAGUCAUCAAUGAACUGAAGAAGGCCCAGUGGGGCGACGUGGGGGCCGCACCUGAGCCCCUGGCACCCGCCGCUGCCGGCUGCGGAGUCCCCAGCACCGCCGAGGACCCGGGCCUGGAGGAGGCGAGGGCGGCCCAUCCACAGGAGGGGGGCCGCCAUGCCACCGCUGCCAGGGCCCAGCUGCUCUGGUCGCCCUGGAGCCCCCUGGGCCAGGGGGGGGCCGGGGUCCCCAGACGACUGGGCUCUCUGGCCUCCUACAGCACUGUCCCAGCGGCCAGCAACCGCCUCCACGCCCCCUGGGGCGCGGAGGUGCAGUCCGAAGAGUAAGGAGGGACCCUCAGGCCCUAGGUGCCCGCGCGCUGCCUGGGGGGCGGGGGCUCGCUGGCAGACCCGGAGCCCCCCCUUGUGACGCCGGGGCCUUAUCCCUUCCGCAGCCUCUGCCAGCUACCUCCCCGCGCCUGGCACUGGGCGCUAACAGCCCCCUUAGCCGCCCGUGUCAAGCCACCCCCACAGGGCUCCCCACUGCCUGUCUCCCCGCCGCCCCGCCGGCUGGCACUGUGUUCUUUGCUCUGCUCGGGUAUUAAAAAGCAAGCGCGUU
Molecule: messenger RNA, 1063 nt
Organism: Hyaena hyaena (striped hyena)
Lineage: Eukaryota; Metazoa; Chordata; Mammalia; Carnivora; Hyaenidae
Gene: INCA1
Product: inhibitor of CDK, cyclin A1 interacting protein 1
Exons: 7
Coding region: 46-792 (248 amino acids)
Biological process (GO): negative regulation of cell population proliferation; negative regulation of cyclin-dependent protein serine/threonine kinase activity
Cellular component (GO): cytoplasm
Molecular function (GO): cyclin-dependent protein serine/threonine kinase inhibitor activity; cyclin binding
Source: RefSeq, a predicted model, not a curated record